Messenger RNA from Tilletiaria anomala UBC 951, 1963 nucleotides. RefSeq lists its product as uncharacterized. Gene Ontology annotation, biological process: phosphatidic acid biosynthetic process. The coding region runs from base 136 to 1581 and encodes 481 amino acids. The record is from RefSeq and is a predicted model, not a curated record. NCBI's taxonomy places the organism in Eukaryota, Fungi, Basidiomycota, Exobasidiomycetes, Georgefischeriales, Tilletiariaceae. The transcript is spliced from 4 exons. Gene Ontology annotation, molecular function: ATP-dependent diacylglycerol kinase activity. Gene Ontology annotation, cellular component: endoplasmic reticulum membrane.
CAUUCAAAUCCUGGCGUCCUGCUCCUUGCUUUAGUUCUUUAGCUGCAACUCCAGAGACCAUUCCCCAGAGUUUACGUUCUCCGUCACUCUGCCGUUUCCCUUCAUCAUCGCAUCCAGCACACGCAUGCAACAGCUAUGCAGUCCGAUCGACGACCCAACGGAGGCAUGGCACGCGCGCGCUCGGCCUCCUUUGAGCGCGUCAGCGCCGUCGUCCGCGCUCUCGCACGGCCCCAAGAAGAUCCAGAGCCGGAGACGCCGCGAGAAUUGACCGCUUCGCCGUCGCCGUCGCCGUCGCCGUCACCGUCGUGUUCGCCAUCACCCAACUCGCAUAGCGGCGAGGGGCCGGCCACAGCUGACGGGCUGGGGAUCGCCAUCAAACCCGACUCGGGUCAUGUUGAGUCGGAGAUAAGAAGGCGCUGGCAUCCAAUCGAUCAGCAGUCCCUACGCUCGCCCUCAGCAGCAGCCGAUGACGAAGCAGAGUGGCAGCAGGGAAACGGGUUGACGCAGGCGGAGAAGGAAGCGGGUCGAGCCCGGCGGCAGGAACUCAAAGCCGGCAGUGGCACGAAGACCCGGCGAAAGACCAAAGGUGGCAGUGCCGGGCGGCGACGCGGCAGUCGCGACUUGGGCAACAUCAAGCGCAAAACUGUCAAGCCCGCAAAGAGCUGGGAGAUUCCACGCAAGAUCUUUCACUCUAGUAUCGGAUUUCUCGUCCUCUAUCUAUACCUAUGCCACCACCCGCUCGAUAAGAUUGUCACGGGCCUCACCCGCUUUCUCGGGGUCGUCGUUACCGCCGACGUUAUCCGUCUCAACUGGCCCGCUUUCGAGCGCAUCUAUGAGAGCGUGCUAGGCUUCUUGAUGCGUGAAAGCGAAAAGAAGCAGGUAAACGGCGUAGUAUGGUACUUAGUCGGCGUCAUCACCAGCCUGCAGAUGUUCCCAGCUGAUGUCGCGUGUGUCUCCAUCAUGAUCCUGUCGUGGUGCGACACUUCUGCCUCCGUCUUCGGGCGCCUCUUUGGCAGGCACACGUCCGCUUUGCCAUCGCCUCCAUUUGCAGCGCGCAAGUCACUCGCUGGCUUCCUCGCCGCAGUCAUAUCCGGCUCGCUCACCGCAUUCGCAUUCUGGGGAACAUCCGUCGCUUUUCGCGGGGAACGCGCCGACGGGCUCAGCUGGGCUCCCGACCGGCCCGCCAUCUUUGGCACGGCCAACGCACCAGGCCCGCACGGUACUGGCUGGUCAAUCCUUGCACACGGGAUUUCGGGUCGCAAGUGGUGGGACGCCGGGUUGGGCACCAGCAAAGGCUCAUCAUCCACGUCGUUUGCCUUCCCUGGCAAUGCGGUCGCCGCUGCAGUCGGCAGGGUUGGCAGCACUGCAGCACCUGCAACGCCACGAUGGCUUUCCGCUUCUUCGGUACCUGCUAUGCCGCUCUGGUUGCUCUGUGCAGGUAGCGGCCUCGUCGCUGGCGUGGCUGAAGGCCUCGAGCUUGGUGGGAUCGACGACAACCUUAGUCUGCCAAUUCUGUCAGCCACAGGUAUCUGGGGCCUUUUGUGGGCCUGGGGGAGGGUGGUCACGUGUUGGGUUCGUUGAAAAUCCAAAUAGAUGCUACUUCAGAUACUAUAUCCCCGUCUAGCAUUUAAUGUAAGUCGCAACAAGAUUGUAUUGUAUUAUAUCGCUAAACAACACUGGACCGAAAGAGGUUGCGAGAGACACGCUGAUAUAUUGCCUAGAAUCUCAAGUCUGGAUCUGUUCAAAGUCAAAGAUGCGCGCAUCUCGCUCCCAUGUAUACAUGUGCUGACGAAUGGAGCCGCCGAUUCAACACCACGAAGUCCUGCUCAUAUGCCAAUUCAAGCUCUAGAAAGCACGAGCAUGAACUUCCAGAUCAUUUUGCACUCGGCUGUAGCCAGGCUGUUUCGCCUGCCGUCUGCGUCUGACCCACACUCAAAUGAACAGAAGCAUCACUACCAGAAGC